UCUGGUUAUCUUCCACUUUCUAUUAGCGGGAAAACGUACCUAACUUAACGACCAUCGUAGCAAGAAUCAUUCUUUGCCAUUCUUUGGCUAUUUCUCUUUUCUCUCUCACUCUAACAACUGGUGCACAAUAGCAUUUUUCGUAGUCGACGCUAUUGUGCACUCCUUCCCCUUUGUCGUUGCCACCACCACCAUCGCGCAAUGGGAAAGAGACUGCCGUCGGUCGACAUGGAGUCGAUGUCCUAUGACGUCCACAAGCCCAUCUCAAUGCCACCGCCGCCGAGCUAUUAUCCGCCCCCACCCAAGCCAUGGUUCCCAUGGCUGGUGCCUCUCAUUUUUAUAGCCAAUGUGGCCAUGUUUGUCUUCACAUUGUAUGAAAAUAAUUGCCCCGCCACCACCAGAAGGAACCGCUGCCUUCUUUACCCCGAGCUAGGCCGGUUCUCCUUCCAACCGUUUCAGGAGAAUCCUCUCCUCGGCCCUUCGAUGAACAUUUUGAAAAGAUAUGGGGCUUUGGACAAAGAUGCAGUAGUAGAACAAGGGGAAGCGUGGCGCUUAGUAUCUUGUAUAUGGCUUCAUGCUGGAGUUAUUCAUUUACUUGCAAAUAUGCUCAGCCUUCUCUUCAUAGGAGUUCGCCUCGAACAAGAAUUUGGAUUUUUGAAAAUAGGAUGUUUGUAUAUGCUUUCUGGAUUUGGUGGGAGUUUACUUUCAUCUCUAAGUCUCGUUUCAGCUGAAAGUCCAACCAUAUCAGUUGGUGCUUCAGGUGCACUUUUUGGGCUUUUGGGAGCUAUGCUUUCUGAGCUCAUCACAAAUUGGACAAUAUAUGCAAAUAAGUGUGCAGCCCUGAUCUCUUUGAUUCUGAUCAUUGGCUUAAACCUGGCAGUCGGAUUCGUACCAAAUGUCGACAAUUCCGCCCACAUCGGAGGCUUCAUUUCAGGCUUUCUCCUCGGCUUCGUCCUCCUAAUCCGACCGCAAUUCGGAUAUGUUAACCACAAGUACAUCCCUCCAGGCGCUGAUGUGAAACGUAAAUCCAAGCACAAAUGUUAUCAGUACUUUUUGCUGAUUAUAGCUCUACUCCUCUUGGUUUUCGGAUAUGCUUCUGGUUUAUCAAGGUUGUACAGAACUGGUCCGCAAGUAUUGACAAGCAACACUUUCUGAAGGUUGUCAUUGAAUUGUUAGACCAGAUAAUUGUUUCUCUUUGAUGCCAAAUCGAAGAAGCACAUGAAAGUUUAAAAGAAAACGAACUUUCUUUA
Molecule: messenger RNA, 1247 nt
Organism: Benincasa hispida (wax gourd)
Lineage: Eukaryota; Viridiplantae; Streptophyta; Magnoliopsida; Cucurbitales; Cucurbitaceae
Product: RHOMBOID-like protein 5
Biological process (GO): proteolysis
Cellular component (GO): membrane
Molecular function (GO): serine-type endopeptidase activity
Source: RefSeq, a predicted model, not a curated record